AUGUUCCCAGUAAUGUCCAACCAUCGCCUCUGGUGGGGUAGGCUUCACAGGAGAGUCUGCCUGAGCCAAGCAGUGCUGAACAGGCAGCCCUUAGAGCGCAUGCACCUCAGAGUUGGAGACCGGGCUGAGCUCAGGAGGGCCUUCACUCAGAGGGAUGUGGCCACCUUCUCAGAAUUAACAGGGGAUGUCAAUCCUUUGCACUUAGACGAAGAUUUUGCAAAACACACCAGAUUUGGAAAGACAAUUGUCCAUGGAGUUUUGAUCAAUGGACUUAUUUCAGCUCUCCUCGGUACUAAAAUGCCAGGGCCAGGCUGCGUGUUUCUUUCCCAGGAAAUUAACUUUCCAGCCCCUUUAUAUGUUGGGGAAGUUGUUUUAGCUUCUGCAGAAGUGAAAAAGCUGAAGCAGUUCAUUGCCAUUAUUGCAGUAUCGUGUUCCGUACUAGAAAGUAAAAAGACUGUUAUGGAAGGCUGGGUUAAAGUUAUGGUCCCAGAAGCUCCCAAAUCCUGAAAUACGUCUUUAAAGAUACAAAUUCAGACAUCAGUGUUGUUAUUAUUGAAAGCCUCAGGGGAAGACAGGGAUUGCUGUUCUUCAGCAAGGACAGGCUCAUAGACCUGUACUGGGGGAGAGGAGCAGGUAGAGAAAUGUUCCAGUGUCCACUUAUGUUUCACUCUGGAUUAAGUAUAUUCAUCAUCUAUCUAGGUUUUCAACACUGAAAAAAAAAAAUAGGCAAUUUCCUGGUGGUCCAGUGGUUUCACUGCCAGGGACAUGGAUCCAAUCCCUAGGCAGGAAAGUAGGAUCCCACAAGCCAUGUGGCACAGCGCGCGCGUGCGCGUACUUUUCCUUUCUCCCCAAGCCACUCUAAAACAACAGUAAAUUUGAUCUUGUAUAUGUACACACACACACACACACACACACACACACGUGAAUAGAGAAGAUCAGAGGUGAUUCUAAGGUUGCACAUUGUUAACCAGGCUCCCAUGAGGUGCCAUUAAAAAAGAAAAAAAAAAAAACUGAAAAAAGUGUUAGGAAAGUUAUCGUUUAGCUUAAUGAUCUACUUUUAGGAUUUCAGACCUAAUUAGAUUUGCAUUCAUAUAACACAAACCUACCUAUAUCUGUGUAGAAUAAGAAUUUACUAAAGUCACUGAGUUUAUAAGUAGCAAGCAUUUAAUUAUUAAAGGCAAUGAUGGAAGAUAGGUCAUCUUUGAACACCUGUCUUUUAACACUAAAUAUUGUUAGAUCCUGUUCUUCAGCAGUUUCUGAAUCAGAGUUUAUUAUAAUUUGUUACUGUUUACACCAAGAUGGUGAUUUAUUGACCCUUCAGUGUCUCUUGCCCUUCAGAUGGUUUUCCUGUCACUGGGGGAGGGCUUAUGUGCAUCUUUGGACUCAGUUCUGUAAGCUCUCUUGGUUUCAUCUAUAAAGCAGGGAUAACGACUCCAUACAGGAGUGCUGGAGAUGACAGAUACAAAUAGGUAAGAACAAGGCCCAGCCUCUAAACAGUAGCUCCUGCUCUUGUCAUUCUCGUCUGUGAGCAAGGUUACAGGUUUCCUGAGUUUGGAGCUAUCUGGCCAAAAAUUAAAGAAUAGAUCAGUCUUUCAGUAUGUCAGCCAAUCUCCAUUGGUUUUCUAAACCUGGAAUAGAUCUUGAGUGCAGUUUCUGUUUUAGCAAUCCAGGUGAUUUUCUCUCUCCCUUGAAAAUAUUUUGGGGGUCCCCACCCAUUAUAUAAAUAAUACAUGCUUUUAUUAAAAUAACUGUAAGAUAAAAAAUUGAAGGAACACUGUGGUGGCCAAGUUCUUAAUUAAGAGUUGAGGGGUGUUAGAGAGGAAAUGUGCCUAAUUUGUUAUUGCUGGUCAUCCUGUACACAGCCAGCACUAUUAAGACAAGAAUCUAUAGUAGAACAUACAGGUAGUCCAUCUGUGCUCUGUGGCUUUAGAUGGUAGCUCAGACCACAGCUGGUUGCUUUGAUCAGGAAGAUAAGAUCAAAUUAAUUGGUUGCAUCUACCCACAUUUCCUAGAAAAAAAAAAUUUUCCUGCUGCUGGAUCAGUAACUAGAUUUCUUUUUAUUUGUUUACAUCAAGUGAGUGAAGUCGCUCAGUCUUGUCCAACUCUUUGCGACCCCAUGGACUGUAGCCUACCAGGCUCCUCCGCCCAUGGGAUUUUCCAGGCAAGAAUAUUGGAGUGGGUUGCCAUUUCCUUCUCCAUGUUUGUCACAUCAAGGGGAUCCUUAAAACAGACUACUAGAAAGAAUUGUUCUCAUCACUAGAGGGCAGUGUUGUGUAUAAAUGAGUAGUUUAAUAUUGUACCACAUUCUAGUUUGUGUUGGUAAUGUGGAAAAUACCAAAAUCAGGAUGCAGAGCAAGGAUGCCAUUAUCAUGAGUUUCAUAAUGGGAAGCUUAUAGAGGUUCAGGUUCAUCUGAAGAAGGUGUAUGUUUAGGUGAAACAUGAUACAUGCAGAUAAUUGGAUGUCACAUUGGAAAACAAAACGGAGAACUUGAAUCACAAAAUAAACACUUGCUGCUGAGACCAUCUGUUCCUGCAGAAUUCGUUCUCUGGGACUUAAUGGCAGUCCUGAAGUAUGGGUGUGCAAGUGGAGUGUGGUGUGAUCAUUGAUACUAUAAGUUACCAUUCUUUCAAUGACAAGCCAGGUUUGUACAGUAAUUCUAAUCCUUCAGACAGUUUUAUGAAGUUACUGUUCCAUUUUAUAGGCAAGCCAUUUUAUAGGCUCUGUGAUUUGCCCAGGGCUGUAUAGCUAGUAUGCAGUAGAGCUGGAAUUCACAUGGGCCUGCCUGGCUCCAGAGCAUUUCUUUUCUCCACUACCCUGUGGGUCUUAAAAUGUUCCCAUACUGGAACACUAUCAGUUUCUAUAAUAGUAUCUUAUGUUGCAUUUGUAUUUGGAACUACCAUCGUACAUAAUUUUUUUUCUAUUUAGAAUAUUCUAGAUCUUAUUCCCUGUUAAAUUUUUAAUGUUUUCCUCACUGUUACUUGAUGGCUUCUACCAAUACCUAUCGCCUGCACUUUUUCUAAGUUGAUAUUUAUUCAGUGAGUGUCUUCAGAACAGAAUUACUGAAAGAGUUAUUCUAAAGAUGAAACUGUGUGCAAGUCAGGCGUUGUGGGGACUUGUGUAUAUGAGAUCUGAUGGAUAGCUGAUUAACAGUGUGUAACUUAAAGUAGCUUCUCAGGAAUGUUUCCCUUUUUUUUUUUUUUGAUGCUCCAUAGAUGUCAUGGUCUUCUUUGAUCUUUAUAAACUGAAAGAAGAUGGAACAGAGAAUUAGGCAAGGAUUUAGGGAAACUCUGUAAAUGAUGAUUUGUUACUUUUACACUGAGCCAAGAUUCUCAGACCACUUAUGCUUUGUUAAAGCUGACUAUAGCACAAGCUAGCUGGCUGGCUUUUUCAUUUUGAGCUCUCUACAAGUUGCCAGAAAGAGUGACUCUUCUAAUGAAAGCACGAGUGACUCUCAUAUAGGAAAUCCUCUUGCAAGUAAUUGAGAAGUGGCUUUGACUGUCCAGGGUCACAAAGAGAAGUGAGUACAAAAGUACUGACUGAGAGCAAGGCAGAUAGUCCUAGUGCUUCCCACGGAGGAGCAUUAUAAGGCUGCAGUUCAUAGGAUGUUUGAUCGCCACAGAAAUACAUAUCCAUCAUAAGCAAUUUCAGCCUAAUGUACUGGAAAAUUGCUUAACAGAUUUUUGUAUUUGAUUAGAAACAUUUCCACAUUGGUGAAAUGCCACUCAUUUCUUUUUCUGAGCAGUGAAUCUUAAGUAGCAGCAGGGAGAAAGCCUCCCCACAGCCACCGUUCGUCUUGCGUGUUCAGCUAGAAAAAGAAGAAACUGCUAAAGGCCCAUUGGUGCCUCUUAGGUAACCACAGGUUUUCAUUUUGUGCUGAAUUAUUAGGCAUUUUUCUUUUUAUGUUCUUAGAGCAUGAUUAAGAGACCAAUUUACUCCCAAAGAAAAUUGCUACUAAAUUACAUCUAUUACGUUUUGACAUUAAAACAUACUCUUACCAAAGGUCGACAGUCAUUGAGCGGCUGUGCAGCUCUGAAUGCGUCAUGUGCCGGCAGAGUUUAUUAACUGACUCUGCAAGUGCCGUGAAAUGACUCUGGGACUGCACUUGAGUCUCUCCAGGGUCCCGGAUGUUUCACUCCCUUUGUCCUUGGCUUUUCUUCCUAUGGAUUACACACAGAGACCAGAAUUUUCAACAUCUUCAGAGAAAUUUUGGUUUGCAGAAAAAUCAUAAGAAAACCUAAGACAAAUGUGGACACUACAUAAAUAGAACAGAAUUAAUAGAAGGCUCCACAAACAGUCGAUUUCUAGGCCACAAUCAAUUUCUUGGGUGGCUCUUAGUGAGGCCACAGUUCACAUGACCUUAUAAACCAUGAGCAAAAUUCCUCUGCGAUGUGAUGAAAAAUUCCACUAUGUAAGGGAAGUAAGAAUAAUCACAAGUGACUUGAAUUUUCUUUUUUUUUAAUGCAGAUCAUGAAUAUUUAAAGAAAGAAAAUAAUUCUGAGUGGGGAGGCGAUGCUGCUUAGGAAGCACUGAGUGUUUCACUAGGUUCUGUGAGUUGAUUUGUAGAACAGGUGCCAGGUCUGGAAGCGUCCUCACUAAAACUCAUUAUUUUCAGUCAGUCUGGCCAAAUGUCAAGCCGUUAAAAAACCCGUGGACUAUCUAAACAUUUGGCAGCAUACAAGAAUAUAAAUCUUGCUUUAUUUUCCCUUGCAGCCCUGAGUAGUUAUGUAUAUAGCAACAGAAGUACUGCAUAUCUCAUUUGCUUUACCCAGUAUGAGACCGGAAGCAAAGUAGAUUUGCUUCAGAUCAGCUCUGGACUAGGGAGUUUCUCCACAUUCACCGUGAGCCACUUCAAAAGCCAACUGGCUUUACAGACUAUCAUAGCCUAGUCUCCAGAGGAUCCAGGGAUCCAGUUAAGUCUAGGCUCUUCAGGGCACUGAUUUGGGUAGAUAAGAUUAUAAGGCUCUCUAUAGUAUUUAUUCUCAGAGGCUUCAGGCAAGAAUUCCUCGAGCACAGAAAAGCCUAGAUUGAGAGUUAGUCUCUGGCUUCAGUCCAUCAAAUACAUGAUUUCUCACUUUCAGUUUCAUUUCCUUAGUAAGGAAGAGGACAGGCUCUCCUUUGAUGACCUUUGCAACCCAGUUGUAUAAUAUUGUUAUGUUUUUUCCUAAACAUACAAGUAAAAUAUUUUUAGAGACAUUUUGAAAAGUGCAGAAAAAAUAGCAUCAUGAUUCUGUUUGCUAAAGACCUUCAGCUAAUAUUUUGGUGGGCUUCCUUCUGAUGUUUUUCCUAUGAACAUUUUAAAAUCUUGAGAUCAUAAAAUGCAUAUAUUGGGUUUUCUUCCUACUUACUGUUGUAUCUAGGGCAUUCCCCAACAUCAUUAAAUAUCCUUUGAUAAUCUAACUUUUAA
Molecule: messenger RNA, 5405 nt
Organism: Dama dama (fallow deer)
Lineage: Eukaryota; Metazoa; Chordata; Mammalia; Artiodactyla; Cervidae
Gene: HTD2
Product: hydroxyacyl-thioester dehydratase type 2
Exons: 1
Coding region: 1-507 (168 amino acids)
Source: RefSeq, a predicted model, not a curated record